Messenger RNA from Dichomitus squalens LYAD-421 SS1, 630 nucleotides. RefSeq lists its product as uncharacterized. Lineage: Eukaryota; Fungi; Basidiomycota; Agaricomycetes; Polyporales; Polyporaceae. The record is from RefSeq and is a predicted model, not a curated record. The coding region runs from base 1 to 630 and encodes 209 amino acids. The transcript has 3 exons.
AUGGUUCAGCGCCCAAAGGUCACAGUCGCGACGGAGUACGGCAACCCGCUGUCGUUCUGGGUCGAGUACCCGAACGGGCUCGUAGACGUCACCCGCACGACGCACCUGCCGAAAGGCCACCUCGCAAGCGGGGACGUGGCGCAGGAGCAGGUGGCGAGUGAAGUGCCGGUCCCCCCUCUGCUGAAAAACGCGCAGCUCGACAUCCCCGUCGACGGGGAUAGGCACGUCCGCAUCGCGAAGGAGAAGAGCGCGAUCGUGAUCAUCGACAUGCAGAAGAACUGGGGACUGACUGACCACGAACUGACCACCAUCCCUCCCUCGCUCGUCCGGGGAUUCAUGAAGAGUGGACGGGGCGGCUUCGGGUCGCAGCUGCCAGGCCCCUUCGGCAGGCUGCUCAUGCGCGGAGAGUACAAUUCUGAGCUGUAUGGGCCCCUCCAAGGCCUAUACGAAGAAGGCCGGCAGGAAGGCACGGACGUCUGGAUUCACAAGAAUAGGAUGAGCGGCAUCUGGGGCGGACAGACCGCGCUAGAUCUUUACCUUCAAGAGCAUGGAAUAAGCACCCUGUUCUUCGCCGGCGUCAACGCCGAUCAGGUUUGCGUCUCUUGCCGCAGCCCGAUGUUUCAUGACUGA